Molecule: messenger RNA, 1646 nt
Organism: Aethina tumida (small hive beetle)
Lineage: Eukaryota; Metazoa; Arthropoda; Insecta; Coleoptera; Nitidulidae
Exons: 1
Coding region: 1-1494 (497 amino acids)
Source: RefSeq, a predicted model, not a curated record
AUGUUUAAAUAUUCGGUUAUUUUGAUUUAUACUUGUGUAGUGUGUGCUGAAUACAAGACUUCCACCACAACAACAAUAUACGAUAUUGACGUACCCGGAUCCAAUCCCAUCAGAAUUGUGGAAGGUGAACCACUAUGGAAAAGUGAUGAAAAUCGUCCACCUUCAAAUUUCGAGCACAGAUCUUUUAAUGGAUUUACAACAAUAUCCAGUCAAACUAAUUUGAAUUAUCCCACGGAAGAGGAAAACGUUGAAUUUGCUCCUGUUGCUUUGCAAGAAUUUCUGACUAACUAUGCUAACAUGGUUAAAAAUAAUAAGACUGAACAAACUGAUGACUCUGAUAAGUUUGAAAGUGUUGAUCUUAUUACCCAGCCAUCAGAUACACCUGAAGAAAAAUCUAAAAGCUGGAACAUAAUGAAUUACGAAACACAUAAGCAUCCUUACGAAGACAAACAAGGAUGGGUAUCUUUGGAGCCUGUACCAUGGUCUGUAUCAAAAAUCUCUAAAUGGAAACCUAACGUGAGACCUAGUCAAAAGCCUUGGAGCGACUAUGGAUCCAACGAUCAACCGUGGGAGAAUGAUUUUGCCGAGUUUCCAUCAGAUCAAAAUACUGGUUUUAAUAUUAAACCUCAAAGGCCAAACUCUUAUUUUGAUAAACCAACUUCACAGUACGGAUUAGAACAAAGCAACAUAAACAAGUUUGGCUCAUACCAAUACAAAAAACCUUCUUUUCCGAAACCUACUGCUGUCUACUCACACAAAGUUCAGUUGCGACCAAGUUUUAGUGAGACCAGUCAUAAAACUCCCCUUCAAAUUAGUGGUUACUACAAAAAUGAAGAAAAUGAAUCAAAUAAGAGAAAUGACAUUAUCACCGAUGGAUUACCAGCUAACUUUCCCACUGCAUUCCGAGAGUCUUUAAGAAGAAGGGGCACUGAAAUUCAUCCCGAAACGCAUCCAGCAAAUGGAGAAGGCGAAUGGGUAUUGCUCUCGACCACAAAAGGCUACAAAUAUCCGAAGCAUCGUCAAAGAUCAUUGGAGGUGAAGCCACAAUCUUUGGGCAUUCACAGGUCCUUAAGACUCACAGUGCUACCUCCUUUAAAAAACUCCAAAGUUAACAUGACUACUUCGCACGGAGGCCUAUUACAAGUAGAAUCCAGUUUCGAAACAGUCGAUCAAGCACAGAAAAAGUACGCGAAGAAGCAAAAACUGAAGAAGAAACCCAACAAACGCCCAUUUAAAAAUCAAUUAAUCAACAAAAAAGGUGCCAACACCAGAACUCCAGUGCAGAUCGUUUUGCCGACGAUGGCGUCAGUUCCCAGAAGAUCCACCGGUUCGGAUACUUCCGCAGUUUUAGCUGCCGUGGGAGCCGGAAUGAUACCAGCAACAAUGGCCAUGCUGGUGCCAAUGGCAAUGAAUGGACGAAGAAAGCGCGACACUUCGUUCGUAACAAGUAAUCCCUAUUCCAGCGUUGAAAUCACAUUACCCCGGAACAUAUAAAGUGCAUUCAAGUUAUUAAUAUACUUAUUAUAAUAAAUUAAUUUAUUUCUUAAAUUUAGAGAUAUCUAGACGAUACGACAUAUUCAGUUACUUGAAGUUUACAAUAUUUGUAAGUGUACUAUAAAACGUUUACCGUUGGUUUUUAAGACCAU